CUCGAUGAGGCAGCUGCGAGAGGGGAAAAGUUGACGUUGUUGAAACUGAGCGAAAAAUGCCGGAAAAAUCUCCACUGCGAAAUUGAAGGAGUGGCAGUUGCUACCAUCAGCCUUCUCAAGUCGAGUCAUUUGAGGGAGACUUUCGAUGCUACUGCAUACUCUGUGAAUUCCUAUAUCGAAAAACGAAGAACGUCCUCACCGCGGUCCAUUUGGGAGUUCACUCAUCGUGAAAUCGAGAGUAGCGUGUCCCGAGUUUUCGAUAGUCGGGCGCCGCAAGUGGAACUAAAUGUGAACGAAGAAAAGCUGCGGAUUGUUGAGAGGAAGCUGAACCAUGGACGGCUUGAGAUCGCUGCGACUGUUGAUAAAGAUAUGCCUCCGCAGAAGAUUCUUUCUGACCAGGAAAUUCAGGAGCUGCGGAAAUACGAUGGAGAAGGGGAUCCUCUGGAAGCAGUUCGGAAAGCAAUUCGUGUCCCAAGGCGGUUCGAUCUCUACGGCAAAAGAGUGGCUUCUUAUUUGGUGUGUGAGUAG
This is a messenger RNA of Perkinsus marinus ATCC 50983, 528 nucleotides long. RefSeq lists its product as hypothetical. The record is from RefSeq and is a predicted model, not a curated record. The transcript has a single exon. Lineage: Eukaryota; Perkinsozoa; Perkinsida; Perkinsidae. The annotation marks the transcript as partial.